AUGGCGAAUCGAUUUGAGGGGAAAGUCCGGGUUCAGAUCGGCAGGGUCGGCUAUCUUCUCUCGUCACCCCUGAGGUCAAACCGCCAUCUUCGUUCUGUUCUCUGUGGCAUUUCUUUUUGCUUUCUAUUUUUUUUCUAUUUUUUCUUUUUAUUUCGUUCGUUGUUCCUUUCUUCUCUUCUUUAUUUCAUCCAUUUAUACUUUUUAUCAAAUUUUUCUUCUUUUCUUUCUUUCUUUCUCAUUUUUUUAAUCUAUACUUUUGUCAUACCUCUCUUCUUUCUAUCUUUUUUUCUAUACGUUUUGCCAUGUCUCUUUUCUUUCCCUCUUUCUUUCAUUCUACACUUUUUCUCAUAUCUUUCUUUCUUUCAUUCUACACUUUUUCAUACCUGUUUUAUUUUUCCUUUUUUCGUCAUACACUUUAGGUCAUAUUUCUUUCGUUCUUUCUUUCAACCAUUCUACACUUUUUCAUACCUCCCUUCUGUCAUUAUACACUUUUCGUCAUAUAUCUUAAUUUCUUUCUUUUUUCCUUUCAUUCUUUCAUUCUACACUUUUUCAUGCUUCCUUUCUUUCUUUCUUUCUUUCUUUCAUUAUACACUUUUCGUAAUAUCUCUUUCCUUCAUCAUCCAUUCAUUCAUUGUACACUUUUAUUCUUUUAUUAUACAUGUUUGGUUAAUCACUUUCCUCCCUUCUUUCUUUCUUUGUUUUUUUCUUUCUUUCUUUCUUUUAUUCAUUCAUGAGUCUUUCACUUGUUAUAGGCAUGGCUGGAAAAUAGACAACGAUAGAGAGCAGGUCAUUGGCUGGAUGACUUGCCUGUCUACACCAGAUGGCGUAAUGGGGAUAGCUAACUGCACUGUCAGCUGCUAG
Acanthosepion pharaonis is the source of this 861-nucleotide messenger RNA. The record is from the annotation of a GenBank genome assembly. NCBI's taxonomy places the organism in Eukaryota, Metazoa, Mollusca, Cephalopoda, Sepiida, Sepiidae.